Molecule: messenger RNA, 2621 nt
Organism: Galeopterus variegatus (Sunda flying lemur)
Lineage: Eukaryota; Metazoa; Chordata; Mammalia; Dermoptera; Cynocephalidae
Gene: SPIRE2
Product: spire-type actin nucleation factor 2
Exons: 15
Biological process (GO): cleavage furrow formation; intracellular transport; actin filament network formation
Cellular component (GO): cytoplasmic vesicle membrane; cell cortex
Molecular function (GO): actin binding
Source: RefSeq, a predicted model, not a curated record
CGCAUCCGCGACACAGCGGACAUCCUCCUGCGCAGGGACGGCUCGGUGGGCGCGCGGCGGGAGCCUGGCGCCGCGGAGCCCACGACAAUGGUGGUGCCACCAGCCAGCUCGGAAGCCCAGGUGGUGCAGUCUCUGGGCUUCGCCAUCUACCGCGCGCUGGACUGGGGGCUGGACGACAGCGAGGAGCGUGAGCUGAGCCCGCAGCUGGAGCGGCUCAUCGACCUCAUGGCCAACAACGACUGCGACGACGGCGGCGGCGGGGCCGACGAGGGCUACGGCGGCCCCGAGGAGGAGGAGGAGGCGGCCGAGGGCGGCCCGCGCGCCGUGCGCACCCUGGAGCGCGCCAUGCGGCUGUGCGCGGCGCGCCUGAGCGAGCCCCGGGGCGCGCAGACCCACUACCAGGCCGUGUGCCGUGCGCUCUUCGUGGAGACGCUGGAGCUGCGGGCCUUCCUGGCCAGGGUCCGUGAGGCCAAGGAGAUGCUGCAGAAGCUUCGGGAGGAUGAGCCACAGGCAGAGAAGCCCCUGGCAGAGCUGGACAACCUGGGGCACACAGACUGGGCCCGACUGUGGGUCCAGCUCAUGCGGGAGCUGCGCCAUGGUGUGAAGCUGAAGAAGGUGCAGGAGCAGGAGUUCAACCCCCUUCCCACUGAGUUCCAGCUCACGCCCUUCGAGAUGCUGAUGCAGGACAUCCGCGCCAGGAACUAUAAGCUGCGCAAGGUCAUGGUUGAUGGGGACAUCCCUCCCAGGGUGAAGAAGGAUGCCCACGAGCUCAUUCUGGACUUCAUCCGCUCCCGGCCUCCGCUGAAGCAGGUCUCAGAGAGACGGCUGCGCCCCUUACCACAGAAGCAGAGGACCCUGCAUGAGAAGAUCCUGGAGGAAAUCAAGCAGGAGCGGAGGCUGCGCCCUGUGGGGGGCGAGCGCUGGGGUGCCCGGGGUGAGUGGGGGUUCGGCUCUCUGCCCUGCAUCCCUAAUGCCUGCUCCAGUGAUGUCAACUCCACGUCCUGCAUCAACCUGUCUGUCGCAGAUGCCAGCAGCAGCACCCAGCGCCCACGGACCCGGGUCCUGCUUAAGGCGCCCACCUUGGCUGAGAUGGAAGAGAUGAACACGUCUGAGGAAGAAGAGUCUCCAUGUGCGGAGGUAAUGCUGAAGCGGGAUCGCUCUUUCUCGGAGCACGACCUGGCCCAGCUUCGGAGUGAUGUGGCCUCUGGCCUGCAGGUGGCUACCCAGACACCAGCAGGGAUAGUGCCACCCCGGCCUUGGGCAGGCAGCACACACACCUGGAGGCCCAGCAUGCAAGACCAGGGUUCCUGUCCUGUGAGUGUCCAGUCCCAGCCUGACCCCAGCUCCCCCCAACUCAACAACCUGCGCUCAGGGGAGGACAGACUGGAGGCCUCUACGGCCCCUGACUCCAAACACCUGUGGCUGGAGUUCAGCCACCCCGUGGAGAGUCUUGCUCUGACAGUGGAGGAGGUGAUGGAUGUGCGCCGGGUGCUGGUGAAGGCUGAGAUGGAGAAGUUCCUCCAGAACAAGGAGCUCCUCAGCAGUCUGAAGAAGGGGAAGAUCUGCUGCUGCUGCCGUGCCAAGUUCCCGCUGUUCUCGUGGCCACCCACCUGUCUGUUCUGCAAGAGAGCUGUCUGCACUUCCUGUAGCAUGAAGGUGAAGAUGCCUUCUAAAAAGUUUGCACACAUCCCCGUCUACACACUGGGCCUUGAGAGUCCUCAGAGGGUGUCAACCGCCAGAGCCACGCCAGCACAGAGAAGAGCCUUCCAAUCCCUGCAGGGGCCACAGUGGCGGAGUGUGGAGGAGGAGUUCCCCCACAUCUACACCCAUGGCUGUGUACUGAAGGACAUUUGCAGCGACUGCACCAGCUUCGUAGCUGACGUGGUGCAAUCCAGUCUCAAGAGCAUGGACGUCCUCAACACCACACCACACCGCAGCCGCCAGACUCAGUCGCUCUACAUCCCUAACACCAGGACUCUAGACUUCAAGUGACGGCCCAAGUGGCCAGGCCUUGGGGGAGGAGCCAGGCUUGGUCCUGCACAAGGCUGGACAGGCACAGGCUCUUGUCUUGGGGUACAGCCACCACACUCCCGAGCUGUGCAUGUACAUAUAUACAUAUAUAGAUACAUUUAUAUAAUAUAUACACAGCCUAUAUAUUUAUAUACAUUGUUUCCCGGCCCAGGGUUCAUUUGGGGUCAGGCUCAUUCCAGGACGCUUAGUGGGGAAGGAUGUUUCUUUUCAGGCUCCCUUGGGGGGCACGGAGGAGGGAAGAGAGGAAUGGGUUUUCUAACUGAGGUGCAGGCUCCCCCACCAUGUCUACUGCAAUCCCCAGGAACGAGAACACAGCAGCUUCCCCUCCCUAGUGGACGUCCAGGUUGGGACAGGGCACCUUGGUUCCCAGGUGGGCCACAGCACCCUGCUUGCCUCUGCACUCACUCUGUGGGGACUUGGGCAACAGGGGCACCUAGCAGGUACCUGAGCCCCAGCCCUCGUGCCGCCCCACUCUGGUGCUGCUGGUGUAUCCUCACUCAUCGUCGCAGUGGUCCCAUCAUGGGGGAGCAGCUCUGUAAACUUGUAUACAUGGCCACUCGGCCUAAUAAAGGUGGUCUCACAGUCUUCCA